This is a messenger RNA of Oncorhynchus masou masou (cherry salmon), 2983 nucleotides long. Its product is annotated as syntaxin-binding protein 1-like. Lineage: Eukaryota; Metazoa; Chordata; Actinopteri; Salmoniformes; Salmonidae. The record is from RefSeq and is a predicted model, not a curated record. Bases 1 to 1779 code for a protein of 592 amino acids. The transcript has 19 exons. Gene Ontology annotation, biological process: intracellular protein transport; vesicle-mediated transport; neurotransmitter secretion. Gene Ontology annotation, molecular function: syntaxin-1 binding. Gene Ontology annotation, cellular component: secretory granule; plasma membrane.
AUGGCACCACUCGGACUAAAAGCCAUUGUGGGAGAAAAGAUUAUGAAUGAUGUCAUCAAGAAGGUGCACAAGAAGGGCGAAUGGAAGGUUCUGGUAGUAGACAAGCUAAGCAUGAGGAUGAUGUCAUCCUGCUGUAAGAUGACAGAUAUCAUGUCAGAUGGCAUCACCAUUGUUGAAGACAUUGGCAAGAAGCGAGAGCCUCUCCCCAGUAUGGAGGCCAUCUACCUAAUAACUCCCAAUGAUGAGACUGUGGAGGCACUCAUAGAUGACUUCAGAGACCCGCGGUCGCCCAGAUACAGAGGAGCUCACGUAUUCUUCACUGACACAAUCCCAGAUACAUUGUUCAACCUGUUGACAAAAUCCCGUGCGUCCAAAGCCAUGAAGACCUUGACUGAGAUCCACAUCGCCUUUCUGCCCUAUGAGUCACAGGUGUUUUCCCUGGACAAGACCGAUGCCUUCCAGGACUUCUACAGCCCCUACAAGGCUGACAUCAAGCACAACAUGUUGGCGCGUUGUGCUGAGCAGAUCGCCACUCUCUGCAAUACCCUGAAGGAAUACCCUGGCAUCAGAUACAGAGGGGAGUACAAAGACUGUGCCACUCUGGCUCAGCUCCUGCAGGACAAGCUAGACGGCUACAAGGCAGACGACCCCACCAUGGGAGAGGGUCCGGACAAAUCUCGCUCUCAACUCCUGAUUCUGGACCGAGGCUUUGACCCAGUCUCUCCCAUCCUCCAUGAACUCACCCUCCAAGCCAUGGGCUAUGACCUGCUGGGCAUCGAGAACGACGUCUACAAGUAUGACACCAGUGGGAUGGGGGAGGUCAAGGAGAAGGCAGUGUUGCUGGAUGAGGAUGAUGACCUGUGGAUGAGUCUCAGACACAAGCAUAUUGCCGAAGUCACCACGGCUGUGACCCGCUCCCUCAAAGAAUUCUCAGCCACCAAAAAGAUGAACACAGGAGAGAAGACCACAAUGAAAGACUUGUCUCAGAUGCUGAAGAAGAUGCCGCAGUAUCAGAAAGAGCUAAGCAAGUACUCUACCCACCUCCACCUGGCUGAAGACUGUAUGAACCGAUAUCAGGGCACGGUGGACAAGCUGUGUCGUGUUGAGCAGGAUCUAGCGAUGGGUACAGAUGCAGAGGGGGAGAAGAUCAAGGACCCAAUGAGGGCCAUCGUACCUGUCCUGCUGGAUAAAGAUGUCACUGUCUUCGACAAGAUCCGCAUAAUCCUGUUGUACAUCUUCAUGAAGAACGGUGUUUCGGAGGAGAACCUCUGUAAGCUCCUCCAGCAUGCUAACAUCCCUCCUGAGGACAGUGACAUCAUCGCCAACAUGGCCCAUAUGGGCAUGCCCAUCAUCUUAGAGGGGAACCCGACCCGCAAAGUGAAAAAGACUGACCGGAAGGAGCGAGUGAGUGAGCAGACCUACCAGCUCUCCCGAUGGACCCCUCUCAUCAAGGACAUCAUGGAGGAUGCCAUUGAGGACAAACUGGAUCCAAAGCAGUACCCCUACAUCUCCCAACGCACUGCAUCCACCCACAGCAGCGCUCCAUCAAGUGCCCGGUACGGUAACUGGCAUAAGAACAAGGGCCCCACAGAGAUGAAGACAGGUCCCCGAGUCAUCAUCUUCAUCAUCGGAGGCAUGACCUUCAGCGAGAUGCGCUGCGUCUACGAGGUCACACAAGCCAAUGGAAAAUGGGAAGCAAUCAUUGGAUCAACCAAUAUCUUCACCCCUACACGCCUUCUUCAAGCCCUCAAAGACAUGGAUAAGCAACAAGAUGUUUGAGCUGAACAGCUCACUGGCUGCAGUUGUCCCUCCUAACCUCCAAACUCUCCCAACUGGCAUACAUGAAUAGGCAGGACCCAAGACAUAACAAGCCCUUCUACUCUACACAUAAGACUGAAGAAAACAAAUGGCAGCAUCUAUUUCUAGCAUAUCCAAGUCAUGUAAUUCAGAUAUCAUGUUUCAAUAGAAUUACAUAAGAUCCCUCAAAACCAGAGCACCAAGAACCACAAUGUUUUAACUACUGUACAUACACCCUUAAUGAUUGGAUGGAAGAGUAGAGAUUGUGUACGCUGGAUAACUGUUGAUACUAUGAGCAGUAGAUGUAAACUGCCAUCUCAGGAUGCUGUAUUUGCACUUCCUUUAAAGGGAAGCCAGUCAUAGAGGAGAUUAGAGUAGUGUAGUUGGAAAUUGAGGAAUUAUUUAGGCUGGUGUUUGGUGUAGAGUGCUCAUCAUAUUACAGAUAGGAGUAUAAAGGCACCAAAUGUGAGGAUAGUGGGAUGGGAUCUAUGAAUAACAUUCCCCCCUCAAAAAUAUUUGUUUUGUCUGUUUUUAGUGUCAUUAUAAUGUCAUUUUAGUGUCAUCUUUUGUCUCAAUGCUUGUAAACAUUUCCGGAACACUGAGCUAAAAGACUGAUUUACUUUCCGUAUUUUGAAAAGCAAUUUUAGAAUUUGGAAACUUCACCACCAUUUUAAAAUAAGAAACAUCUUCAUGCAAUCAGUAGUUAGUAGACUAUAUGCCGUGCUGUAUCAAUGUUUUGACGGUGAUUAACCUGACUUUGGACAUGCCAAUGUGAAGCUACUCUGUACUCGUGGUCAUUUUAGCUGUAGUAAACAGUAUAGUAGGUGGACAGUGGAAGCCAUUGGAAGGUUCUUCCUCUAUUAGGUUAGUAGUCUGUCUCUGUUCAUUAACAUUAUGUCACUACGUUGACUUGAUUUGUUAUUUCCUCUCCCUGUAGAAGUUAUGGUCAUUUUCGUUCCACUUUCCAGUGUUGACACUGUCAUGAUGCAAAAAAAAUGUGUUGUCAUUGCAGCUGUUGUUGUUGUAUAGUGAUUUGUUAGCUUUCUAUUAGAAUGAUCUAUUAUUUAUUAAGAGAUAUUAGUUCCUGUAAUACCAGUAUAACCUAUCAGAAUUUGAUGCUUAGAAGUGAUUUAUCACAAACCGUACUCUUUCUGCAAAUAUCAUGUACAAAACCUCCAAUAAAGGC